This is a messenger RNA of Rhinichthys klamathensis goyatoka, 853 nucleotides long. Its product is annotated as T-cell surface antigen CD2-like. The record is from RefSeq and is a predicted model, not a curated record. The transcript has 5 exons. The coding region runs from base 65 to 853 and encodes 262 amino acids. NCBI's taxonomy places the organism in Eukaryota, Metazoa, Chordata, Actinopteri, Cypriniformes, Leuciscidae.
UACUGGAUUUCCUCCAGUUGAUUGUGAAAAAGGUUCUGGAACAUUUGCUGUGUUCAGAAGAGCAAUGAACUGCCAAUACAAUCUCUUAAUUUUGUUCCUCUGUGGCUUCGCUGCACUCUCUGUCUCAACAGAGACAUGUGGAAAAGAUCUACUAGUGGGAACGUCCUGCAUCAUUAAGCGGACAUCAAGAAACAAAGAGAAACCACCUGAGAUAAAAUGGGUCCACAACAUAAACGGCAACAUUCUUCGCUGGAAAGGUGGGACUGUCAGAGGAAUAUAUGCAGGUGUAUCUAUGGAAGAAGAUGGAUCAUUAAAAAUGUCAAAAGUUAGUCUGAAGGACACGGGCAUAUAUAAAUUCACCGAAUUUAAUGCUGAUGGUGCAGAGAUUGGUACAAGAGAAGUGGAAAUUAAAGUAUAUGAAAAGGCCCCUAAACCCACUGUGAGCAUCAGAUGCACAAAAGAUGGGAAUGCGACUCUCUCCUGUGACAUCGGAAACAGAGAAGAUCUGACUCUAUCCUGGUAUAUAGAAGACAACAUUAUCCAGAAUGAGAAAACACCUCAAGUGUUCUUGUCAUUUACUGAAGUACAGGAGAAUAAACCGUACUCAUGCGAGGCACACAAUCCUGUCAGCAAAGAGAAAAGUGAGAGUAUUACAGUGUCAUGUCCAGGUUCAGGUUCAGGUUUUGAUAAACUCUUUGGCUUUAAUUUCUGGGUCAUGGUGGGCAUCCUAGCCGGCGGAGGAGCCAUUCUGCUUCUGCUGAUCUGUGUUCUCAUCAUCUGUGUGUUUAAAAGAUGUCAGAAACACCAGAGGCAGGAGAAAGCAGAGGAUGAAAAGAUGGAGGGUUUAACAUGA